UCCCUUGAUACGGGCGGAUGGUUAUAUGCUUGGUAACGUUCUUCUUCGGACAUUGUCAGAUAUUUUGCGGCGGGCAAACGAAUCCAGUCGUCUUCUACCGAACAAUGUCCGCGCCGUUCUUCUGAAGUCGAGCCUUGGCGUGUGCGUAGCGUAGGCAGGUAUGUGCUACAUUCUGCAAGCAACUCGAUGAACUGUGGUUGUUUGUUACUGGGGUUCCAUUGAGCACCAUGUGCUUGAAAAAAUGCCCGUUCGACAUUGAUUUGCUUCUAGUCUCGUCUGAUACAUCGGUUGGAGUCUCGGGCAGACUCGAAGGUGAGCCGAAGCAGUUUGGUUUUCUUUGAACGCCAACAGAGGGACAUGAGUUACCUUCUCUCGCCUCAUGGUCUUAUCUCAUUCUCUGAUACACGACUUCACCUUGGACUUGAACAAUCUAGAAUUAGGAAUGUACGUGGAGUGAAUUCGUCAAGUCCACGUAGAGUGGUGUUGGUGGUGAAAUUGCAGGCAAGAAGUUGCCGUAUAAACCCGCCAAAGAACCUUCGUUAUCCUCGUCGCACCAAGCUUCCUCCAAAAUUUGUGACUGGCGACUUGUGGAAGAAGCAACCUUCCACUGACCAUCCUACGUCUCAGAUGGACUGGAGAUGUGACGAGACGCCUGAUUUACCCGAUGAAAAUCCCAUGGUUCGUCAGGACCCUGACGAUGGUGAAGAUGGCAAUGAAGAGGAUCGGAAGAAAGAACUAGGGGAUGAAAAGGAAUGUGGUGAUAACAUUGUUUGGGAAAAUGAUGAGAUUGAAGCAAUCUCAUCCCUUUUCAGAGGGAGGAUUCCUCAGAAACUCGGAAUGCCAAAAAGGGAAAGGCCUCUGCCGCUCCCAUUUCCCCAUAAAAUUCGGCCUUCAGGAUUCCCUUCACCCAAGAGAAAUGCGAGAACGGUUUCUUCUACAGUCAUGCCUUCACGACAAUCUUUGUCCAAGCGAGUGUACAAGAACCCAAAUUUCCUAGUUGCACUAGCCAAAGAGAUUAGAAGCCUUCAUGCAGAAAAAGACGUGUCAGCAGUUCUCAGCAAGUGGUCUGGAUUCCUUCGGAAGGGGUCUUUGUCACUGACAAUCCGGGAGUUAGGUCACAUGGGUCUUCCUAAGAGAGCUUUGCAGACUUUCUGUUGGGCCCAGAAACAACCCCAUCUCUUCCCUGAUGACCGGAUUUUGGCUUCAACUGUUGAGGUCUUGGCAAGGACCCAUGAGCUAAAAAUGCCAUUCAACAUGCACAAAUUCACUAGGUUGGCAAGCAGGAAUGUGAUUGUUGCUAUGUUGAGGGGCUUCAUUAAAGGAGGAAGCUUGGAACUUGCCUGGAAGCUAUUUUUAGCUGCAAAGGAUAGUAGAAGAAUGUUGGAUUCCAGCAUCUAUGCUAAGCUAAUUUUGGAAUUUGGAAAGAACCCAGAUAAGCAAAUGCUGGUACUGUCCCUAUUAGAAGAACUUGAAGAAAGAGAUGAUCUGGACUUGAGUCUACAAGAUUGUACAGCUAUAAUGAAAGUCUGCAUUAGGCUUGGGAGAUUUGAAAUUGUGGAGAGCCUUUUUAAUUGGUUCACACAAUUGGGGCAUGAACCUACAGUUGUUAUGUACACUACUCUGAUUCAUAGCCGUUUUACAGAAAAGAAAUAUAAGGAGGCAUUUGCAGUGGUCUGGGAAAUGGAAGGUUCAAAUUGCCUCUUUGAUUUUCCUGCUUAUUGUGUGGUUAUAAAGCUUUGUGUUGCUCUGCAUGAUCUCUCCAGGGCUGUACGAUACUUCUCAAAACUUAAGGAGGCAGGUUUCUCUCCUACCUAUGGCAUCUACCGAGAUCUGUUCACCAUUUACAUGGCUUUUGGGAGAUUGGCAAAGUGUAAGGCGGUCUGCAAGGAGGCAGAGAUUGCAGGUUUUGUGUUGGAUAAGCAAAUGAGGUCACACUUGUUGCAACUUCAAAUAUGAACCAGGACCAGAACUUGGGAAAGACGAUUGGCAGUGCUAGAGAGAUAAACGAACUUUAUUAUUUGGAUGGGGAUGUCUUUCGUCAUAAAAAAGCUCACGGAUUAAGUGGUACUAGUUUUACUUCUGUUUCUACUCAAAUAAUGCAAUGGCAUCUUAGGCUAGGCCAUCCUAGUUUUCUUUACUUAAAACAUUUAUUUCCUAAGUUGUUUAAAGGAGUGGAUCAUUCUAUGUUUCAAUGUGAAAGUUGUCAUUUAUCUAAAGAUCAUCGUGUUAAAUUUAUUUCAAAACCAAUCUAUUUGAGACAUAGUGACGUUUGGGGACCCUCAAAGGUUUCCGCUUUAUCUGGCAAAAGGUGGUUUGUAACUUUUAUUGAUGAUCACACUAGACUUUGUUUGGUUUACUUACUUGCAAAGAAAUCAAAUGUGUCUCGAAUUUUCAAGGAUUUAUUUCAUAUGAUUGAAGUUCAAUUUAACACAAAAAUUUGUAUUCUUUGAUCAGAUAAUGGAACUGAAUAUUUUAAUAAAUCUUUAGGAGUUUUUUUGAAAGAAAAAUGAAUUUUAUAUCAAUUUACUUGUCGUGAAAUCCCCCAACAAAAUGGUAUUGUUGAACACAAAAAUAGACAUUUACUUGAAGUAGUUAGGGCUAAUAUAUUUUCCAUGAAUGUUCCCAAAUACCUCUAGGGUCAUGCGAUUUUAAUUACUUCUUAUCUCAUCAAUCGAAUGCCCACUCGUGUUUUAAACUUUGAAACUCCUUUACAUCCUUUAAAAAAAUUAUUUCCCAUGUGCUGGCUAUAUUUUGAGUUACCCUUAAAGGUCUUUGGAUGCACUUGUUUUGUUUAUGUUCCACAAAUAUUUUGUUCCAAACUGGAUCCCAUAGCUGAAAAGUAUUUUUUUCUGGACUAUGCUCCUAAUAAAAAAGGAUACAAAUGCUUUAAUCCUGUGACGAAAAAAACUUAUAUAAGUAUGGAUGUGUCUUUCUCGAGACUCAACCUUAUUUUUUCAAAAAUCAUCUUUAGGGGGAGAAUAUAAAUAUUGUGGAAGAAGAUAAAUUUUUGAAUCUUCAUGUUGAGGACGAUACUUCUUUAAAAAUCUAUGAUCCUCUUCCAACCAUGAUUGAUACUCCACUCCACCCUGAUAAACAAUUCGAGGAAACAAAUGUUCAAAGAAGUAUGGAACAAGAUGUGUUUAGUUCACAAGUACCCAACAUGAUGGGAUUGGAACUAGGGGGAGAAUUACCACAAACGGAUCAAAACAAUCUAAAACCGGAGCUUCAGUUUUAUAUGAGAAGGCAAACUCAGAAGAAUACUAUCAAUCCAAAUAUAUUCCUCUAACAAUUGAAUAAUCGGUAUCUCUAAAUGAUGGUUUUUCUUUUUCUCAGAGUAACUCUAAACUCACUCCUUCAAAUUAUUUCUUAUUUGACCUGUCCAAUCUUGAUGCCCCUAUUGCUACUAGAAAAUGAAUAAGAUCUUGUACCAAACCCCCGAUUGCUAAAUACUUGUCAUAUCAAAAACUGUCCAGUCGCCAUAAAGCCUUUAUUUCCAAGAUUUCUAACCUGCAUGUUCCAAGAACUAUUCAGGAUGCCCUUGGUGACCCAGAUUGGUAGUUAGCGGUAAAAGAGGAGAUGAAUGCUCUUGAAAAGAAUGGGACUUAGGAGAUUGUGAAGCUACCAAGAAGUAAAACAAUUGUAGGUUGUAAGUGGGUUUUCACUGUAAAAUGUAAGGCAAAUGGGAGCAUAGAGAGAUAUAAGGCAAGAUUUGUUACCAAGGGGUUCACCCAAAUUUAUGGUAUCGACUGCCAAGAGACCUUUGCUCUAGUGGCAAAGUUAAACUCUAUUUGAGGUCUCCUCUCUCUCGCGGUGAAUUUAGAUUAGCCUAUAUACCUACUUGAUGUGAAGAAUGCCUUCUUAAAUGGCGAUUUAGAGGUAGAAGUGUUUAUAGACCUCCAACCUGGAUUUGAGAAGAGCCUCGAUACCAACAAGAUAUGCCGUCUAAAAAAAUCCUUGUAUGGUCUGAAACAGUCUCUAAGAGCGUGGUUUGAAAGGUUUGAAAAAUCGAUAAAAAGCUAUGGUUAUACUCAGUCAGAGCCAAGCAAACCACACAAUGCUCUUCAAGCGC
Messenger RNA from Diospyros lotus (date-plum), 4069 nucleotides. Its product is annotated as pentatricopeptide repeat-containing protein At2g01860. NCBI's taxonomy places the organism in Eukaryota, Viridiplantae, Streptophyta, Magnoliopsida, Ericales, Ebenaceae. Gene Ontology annotation, molecular function: protein binding. The record is from RefSeq and is a predicted model, not a curated record. The transcript is spliced from 2 exons. The coding region runs from base 358 to 1956 and encodes 532 amino acids.